This is a messenger RNA of Pyrus x bretschneideri (Chinese white pear), 738 nucleotides long. RefSeq lists its product as uncharacterized. The transcript is spliced from 4 exons. The coding region runs from base 91 to 429 and encodes 112 amino acids. The record is from RefSeq and is a predicted model, not a curated record. Lineage: Eukaryota; Viridiplantae; Streptophyta; Magnoliopsida; Rosales; Rosaceae.
UGAGUCUCACAUCUCAUCAACCGCUUACAACCGCUAAAGUGCGCAUUGUCGGAAACUGUUGCUAGCUCUCACGCUUCUAAACCAUAAACGAUGAUGGGUGUUCACCUCUCACUCUCUACUCUCUCAUUGAAGCCUCUGCUAAGCGUUGGGUAUCCUUUUGCAAAUAGUACCAUGUUCAAGUUAGAGCACCGUUCAGAUACUUCUCUGACAAUCCCAUUUUAUCAAGUUAUAGUCCAUCAGGACUCAUUCAAGAAUGGACAAAAAAUGAAGGAUGAGUACGAAAAGCCCUGCCAAAAAAUUGAAGAUGCUGUCCAAAAAUUGGCUUCUCUUGAUUUUUCUAGUGACUCUGGAUUUUUCUCACAUAGACAGCAGGAACCAUCCCACUAUAAUCAAGGGGGCAGCAGAGCCGGCGGCCAUGGCGCGCACUGAGAAGAGAGAAAGGGCAGAGGGCGAGAGAGUCCGGAUGGGUGAGAAGGAAGUGGCAGUGGAGUUCGGGAGGGCCUUGGAGAAGAAGAAGGCUCGGGAAGCUGCUGAUCGCAGACCACUACCAGUAGCAAAAGCAGCGAGAGUCGUUGGAGGAGGUUGUUUACCCUUCUAAUCUCUCUAUUCUUUCAUACCUUCGUUAAACUCGUCAACAUCUUAUAUUAAUUUUUUUAUAUAAAUAAUAAGACGAAAAAUAAUGUAUGAAAUGAGAAGAUGAAAGAGAAUAUAAAUAGAAGGAUAGAGAAUUCUGCCUCA